ACUGAAUAAAACAUAGGGUUAUUGUAAACACUGUACUAUUGAUAACAUUAUUGACUUUCACUUUCUGUGUUUAUAUCAGUGUUUCGUCACUUGUAUUACACGAUUGCUAUGAAAGACAAUAACAAUAAUAUAAUUGUCAAUACAUUAACAAGUUUUUCACUUGAUUUUGUUGACCACUGGCCACUAUUGGCGGACGACAUGAGCUUCGGAUAUAAUAAACUAAUGAACAGUGACUCGCAGGACUCGUUGGACACCGUUUGGUCGUCAACAUCAAGCGGACAGUCGACUAUCAACGACUGGGUCACUGGUUUGGACAACUUGGGUAACACCUGUUUCAUGAAUGCCAUCCUCCAGUGUUUGGCACAUACGGAUCCACUGAGACAUUAUAUUAUCUCCAAUCAGUUUCUAAAAGAUCUGAACAAAUCGGACGGAAUGACGGCCUAUCAUUUGGCACUUCUGUUUCGUAAGUUAUGGUCAAACAAAUGCCAAUCUAUACGACCGACACAAUUGAAAGCGUUGGUCGAAAGGAGCCAAAUGUUUAGCCUUAGAGGACAACAGGACGCACAUGAAUACUGUAUUUUUCUGUUGGACUCACUUCAUGAAGACCUCAAUAGAGCCCGAAGUCAUACGUUUAUCUCAUACACUGAUAAUAACGAAGACGAAGAACUGAUGAAUGGCAAGAUGUUGGCCUCACAUUCGUGGUCUCAGUUCAAGAAAAACAACGACUCGAUUAUUACCGAUCUUUUCUAUGGACAAUACGCUUCACUCAUUCGUUGUUCAAUUUGCCCAAAAGAUUCAUUUAAAUUUGAUCCAUUCAUGUGUCUGUCUUUACCCAUUCCUCAACAUUACGAUAACAUUGAAUUAAGGGACUGUUUGUCAUUAUUUACGGCAUCAGAAUAUUUAUCGAAUCAGAAUUCAUGGUAUUGUCCACAAUGCAAACAAACCCGUAAUGCUAUAAAACGGAUCAGUUUAUGGCAAUUGCCUAAAAUAUUGGUCAUUCAAUUGAAGCGCUUUUGUUUCGAUGAGAACUUGUGUUCGGAAAAGAUAACCUCAUUUGUCAACUUUCCUCUCUAUGGUUUAGAUCUUAAUCCCUAUUGUAGUAAUGCUAACCCCAACUGUACGUAUGAUCUUUACGGUGUUGUCAACCAUUACGGUGGUGUCGAUGGCGGUCACUAUACGUCAUACGUCAAGUGUAGCGACAAUUAUUAUGACACUUCAAUUUGGCGAUGUUUUGAUGAUAAUCGUGUCGAUAAAGUUGGCGACGAGUCGAUGGUCACCCGUAACGCAUAUAUACUGUUUUAUCGGCGAAGAGAUCAUAAUUCAAAUCUUUGAAAUGAUAAUUGUUUGUUAUUUGAUUCAAAUUGUUGA
Oppia nitens is the source of this 1368-nucleotide messenger RNA. RefSeq lists its product as uncharacterized. NCBI's taxonomy places the organism in Eukaryota, Metazoa, Arthropoda, Arachnida, Sarcoptiformes, Oppiidae. The transcript has 5 exons. The record is from RefSeq and is a predicted model, not a curated record. Gene Ontology annotation, biological process: protein deubiquitination. Gene Ontology annotation, molecular function: cysteine-type deubiquitinase activity. The coding region runs from base 109 to 1332 and encodes 407 amino acids.